Molecule: messenger RNA, 987 nt
Organism: Symbiodinium pilosum
Lineage: Eukaryota; Dinophyceae; Suessiales; Symbiodiniaceae
Source: the annotation of a GenBank genome assembly
AUGGCGGAAUCCUUGGCAACGGCGGCGGGGCAGGCGACGCAGGCCGCCGAAGAGGCCGCAGACACCCAGGUAGCCUUGACAGCGUCCGGGGCUUUGGACCUGGAAUUUGCGACCACGAUGCAGAGAGUAGAAGCUGCGCUAGCCAGCGCUCCUCGCCACAUGCGCAUCCGUGGUGAGCAGUGGGCACAGAGGUUGCAGCUAAUGGUGAAUGUGAAGCAAGCACUGUUUCAGAAAGACCGGAACCUGCACGCGGAUCUCUUGCUGAAGUGUAUACAAGAGGGCAGCUGGACCGAACCCAUGGACAAGCAUCCUCCAGAGGGACCUUUGCCAUGUCUACCGCGCUACGUCGCCUGCUCUUUGCGCCGGGCGCGAGCUGAACGCAUCGCCAGGGCAAAGCCCGAAGCUAUUACCCUCAAGGCAGAUGGUUGCAAUCCGCUGCAAGGGAGCUUGGCCAGUGCCGCCACAGCUGCCAUGGGAAAGCCCGAGGCGCACGUAGCGAGCUCAGGCCCGAUGCAGGUCUCUGUGGCCGCCCCGCCGGCAUAUGCGGCCCUGGCAGCUCGCGUCGCGCACCUGGAGCUUCAGAACAAGCAGCUGCGCAAGCAGCUGCUGGAGGCCAGGAAGCGCUCCGAGCGCUCCGCCUCGCCGGCAGCAUGCCGCAGCGUGGCAGCCCGGCCGCACACUCCACGCGGUGCCUUCACAGCUGUUCCGCCAGAAGCUCCUGCUGUUGGUUUUGCUGCUGCUGUCACUGCUCCGGCUCCAUCGGAGACAGGCGCAGCGCCCGUGGUCCCCGCCGCAAACGUGCCGGCUCGCUUGCAACCAGCUCCAACUGCUCCCAGCCUAGAAAAGCCGGUCACUGCAUCUCACCCAAUGCCCGAGAUUCAUGCUGGAGUGUCUGAGCCCUUCCAGCAUGGCCUUUGUAUUUCGGAGUUUUGUAUGACAGAAAUCUCAUUGAAGCUUCACGAGCUCAAAGCUGUCCUCAAGCUUUAA